Molecule: messenger RNA, 3237 nt
Organism: Effrenium voratum
Lineage: Eukaryota; Dinophyceae; Suessiales; Symbiodiniaceae
Source: the annotation of a GenBank genome assembly
AUGGAGGAUGUCAAAGCCGACAGCUUCUGCUUCGGCGCAGCCAUCUCUGGUCACGAGCUCUACAUGCUGGAGGUGAACCAAUUCGCGAAGGGCACCAUCGUCAAAUGGAGCCGCUUUGUAAGCCGCCUCCGAAGCCGCGCACUAUGGCACGUUCAUGGUAUGCUCUUAUGGUUGCUGCAGCGACCGGCGCUGCGGUACGUUCCCUUUCCCUACCCGAGCGUGGGAACGGUUUCUCAAUGGAAGAUGCAAGCCGAGCAGAUGGUUUCGCUUCGAUGCCUACCACAACGGCACGUAGAUCGAGCUCUACGCCAUGGGAGCUUCACGAUGAAGAACUUGGCCGACGCGACCUGGCUUCGAAACCGGCUGGGCAUCAAGCACAGCUUCAUGGAGAACCCGCUCUUGGAAGGAAUGCUGGCAGCAAGAGCCAGCAAGGGACUUGCGUCAAAGAUGAAGCGAGAAGCCAUGGCAGAGGCGCAGAAGCAGGCGGACCUGGAAAUCGCCGAGGGCAAACAGGAAGAGGCUGCAAGAGCUCUACUUGGUCCUCGCGGUGGUCUUCCUUCACUUCGAGCAGACCUUCUUCGUCUGGCCGCCUUGCUCAGGGUGCCCAUCCCGGAGAAGGCGACGGUCGAGCAGAUCAAGCAGGCGUGCAGACCAAUGGUGGGCGCUCUGAUGACCAAGACCAGCAACAAGGCUACAUGCAGCACACCCACAACGGCGGUGGCAAAGGAAACCAACCUUGCACCGCCCAUCAAGCCAGGCAAAGAGUGCGAGGCCGAUUCUCCCGCAUCAUCGGCGUACUCCGUGGUGACUUCGUCAAUGGGAGUGAACCGCGACGACCUGGAAAAGAUGAUGUUGCAGCAAGAUCCAAGUCAUGGCUCAUCUGAUGUCUAUGACAAGCCAGCAAGUAGAUCCUCGACCUCUUUGGCACGAUAUGGCGGCGGGAGACGACAAUGGGAGUCAGGUCACAGGGAGAUCAUGGAGGUCAUGCAUCAAGAAUGGAAUGGACGAUUCCAGGACUUCAUGAACGAGACCUUCGUUUCGGCAGUGGACUUUCCCAAGACCUUUGUCACGGAAGUGUACACCACGACCAAGCCCAUCCUUCGAGAAGCAGCUCGGCGUGGACAUCGGGUUGGAUCAGCACUUUCCUUGGAGACUGGAUGGGCUCUGGACCGCCGGGCAGCUCGGAAGCUGAUCGACCAGGAGAAGCCCUACUUCUUGGCCAUUGCCUUUCCUUGUGGACCAUGGAGUCCUUUGAUGAGGUUGAACCCGGCGGCGGACUUGGCACAGAAGCAAGCUGAAGGUUUGGUCCUCAUCAGAUUCGCUAUCCAACUGGCCAAGGACCAACUCCUUGCGGGCAGACACUAUCUCUUGGAGAACCCCCUCACGAGCAAGGCUUGGACUUUGCCUGAGAUGGUCAAGUUCCUGGAGGAGAAGGAGGCCGAGCUUGCGGACUUUCACCAGUGCCGCUUCGGGCUGAAGAAUGACAAGGGCGAGCCCCAUCGCAAGGCGACGCGGGUGGCAACAAGCAGUCCUCAAGUACGGGAACAACUACACGCUCGUCGGUGUCUUCGGGAUCAUCAACAUGCACCCGUUCUUGGAGGAGCUAAGGUGACAGUGCCAGCUGGGCACUAUCCGGCCCCCUUGGCACGCGCCAUGGUGAAGGGCAUGGAGGAGCAGUUUGAGGUGGAUUUCAAGGCCUACCCACAUGAGGCUUUGGCCGUGGACGGUGAAGUUGAGGAGGAAGAACAACCAGAAGUUCCAGCAUUGACCAACUACGGCAGCGACUCAGAGGAGGAAGAGAUCAAGGUGGAGAACCCGAAAGUGCCUGCGGGAAUUGUGCAGGCAGUGCGGCGACUACAUGAGAACACAGGUCACCGCAGCAACCGGAGACUGGCAAGAGCACUGAUCAUCAGUGGUGCUCCUGCGGAAGCUGUCUUGGCGGCGAAGCAUCUGAAGUGCGCGAUCUGUGAUGAGCAGAAACGACCCAAAGUGCAACGCCCCGCUUCCUUGCCAGUUCCCAAGGACAUCAGCGACCAAGUUCACCUCGACAUCUUUGAAGCUGAGGAUGCAUUGGGCCGCCAUCACUACGUGAUCCAUGCGGUGGACUUUGCGUCUAGGUUCCAGAUGGCGGAGGUGAUAGCUCACAAGAGUUCGGAGGCGGUGGUCAAAUGGUUCACUUCGCGGUGGCAGCCGAUCUUUGGACCGCCCCGAGUGAUAGUCGCUGAUCAAGGGCGUGAAUUCGUGAGCUACACGUUUGAGGAGAUGUGCGCCCGGUCUUCAACCCUUUUGUGGCACGCAGCAGUGCAGGCCCCCUGGCAGAAUGGAGUUUGUGAACGAGCUGGAGGAGUACUGAAGGGUCUUCUUCAUGCGCUGGUAAAGGCGCAUUCGAUCGUCAAUGCGGAGGACCUGAACGUGGCUCUUCAAGAGGCAGUUACUGCCUACAACAACGACAUUAAUGAGAUGGGCGUCAGCCCCUGCCAGGCAGCACUUGGGAGGCAGCCACGGAUGAUUGGAGACACACUUGGAGAUUUUGGUCAACGUCUGGCGGAGCACGGAUUGAUCGAUGAUGGCCUCAGGCCUAGCUUGAUGAGACAGAUGGCAUUGAGGGAGACCGCGAAGGUGGCUAUGACGCGGCUUCACUUCAGUAGAGGCCUUCGGCGAGCAGAACUGGCCCGAUCCCGAUCUACUACAACCACGCAUGCGCAAGCUCUCGAGCCCGGCAUGAUCGUCUACUUCUACCGCCAGACCAAGUACAACAACAAGACGUCACCUUCAAAGAAGAGACUGAGUUUGAGGAGGUGGCAUGGACCAGCACUUUUGGUGGCCAAGGAGGGCCACACCAGCGCUUUCGUCAGCUUCAAAGGGCAACUUACAAAGUGCGCGGUGGAGCACUUGCGCCCGGCCACUACCUUGGAGCAGAUCUCGGCUGAGACCUGGAGAGACGCCAUUGAGGAGCCGAGCAACAUGGAGAGCAAUUCGCAGAUGGCCGACCUCAAGCACUACAACCUGAAGCUACGACUAAGCCUAUGGAAAGGGAACCCCAGGAAGGAGUUGGUGAAGUACCGACCGCGAGUUCGGCGACCGGAGCUGGAGAUCUACGGCAUCCCGGUGGCCUUCCUGGACCCUCUGAUGGACCUGCAGGUGAUCUGCCUCCUGUUCUUCAAGGCAGUCGACUCCGAUGACUUCGAGACUGUCGACCCCUUUGGUGGCUUCCAGAAGGACGAGUACGGCAACUGA